CAAGACUCAGGCAGUCAUGUGGCAGUAUUUACUCCUGCUCUUUUUGGUUCUUCUGAUCCCUGGGUUAAUUUUGUUCUAUCAUAUCCAUGGCAAGGGGCCGAACCCCUUCAGCCAGGAGUCUGUGCAGUCCCCAAAACCAGUAGUGACAGACCAGGAAGCUCGCAGAAAGGUCCUCAAGAAAGGUUUCUCCCCAGAUAAAGUGCCUCCCAACCUAGAUGCAAUUGUUAUUGGAAGUGGCAUUGGAGGUCUGUCUGUGGCAGCUGUCUUGGCCAAGGCAGGAAAACGGAUUUUGGUGCUGGAGCAGCACAGAAAGGCCGGAGGAUGUUGUCACACCUUUCAGGAGAAAGGCUUUGAAUUUGAUGUUGGCAUCCAUUAUGUAGGACAAAUGCACAAGAAUGGCAUGUUGCGGGUAAUCAUGGACCAGCUCACCAAUGGGCAUCUUGACUGGGUUCAGUUGGAGGAUCCCUAUGAUAUCAUAACCCUUGGGGACAAGGACUAUACACUUUACUGUGGCAAGAAGGCCUUUGGGGAGGAGUUGGAGAGGCAAUUCCCAGAAGAGAAAGAGGUCAUCAAAGAGUUUAUAAGACUAUCAAAGACAGUAUCGAAGCAUGUGGCUUUGCUGGCUGUUCUGAAGAUGAUUCCCUUGUGGCUGUCUAUGUUCCUGAUCCAAUGGGGCUUCAUUCACUGGAUUUCCCCUGUUUUCAGAUUGGCAUGUUCCAGCCACAGCAAAAUGGCAACCCAGCUGACUUCCAAUAAGGACCUGCAAGCUAUUUUCAGCUACUUCUUCUAUGGAGUUCCUCCCAAAGACUCAAGCUUCUUGAUUAAUCUUCUUAUGAUCCACCACUACAAGCGUGGUGCAUGGUACCCAAGAGGGGGCUCUAGCGAAAUUCCUUUUCACAUGAUCCCUGUCAUUGAGCAAUCUGGAGGUGCUGUUCUAACAAGGGCCCGUGUAAUUCAAAUCUUGCUCUCAGAAAGUGGCACAGCAAUAGGUGUGAGUGUUCAGAAAGGCCAAGGUGGUGAAGUAAACAUUUAUGCUCCUUUGGUGAUCUCAGAUGCUGGCACAUUCAAUACCUUGGGGAAAAUGUUGCCUCCUCAGAUCCGAAGUAAACCAGAGAUCCAAUCUCGGCUUAGCAUGGUCAAGCAUGGGAUGGGCUCCUUCCUAGUCUUUGUGGGUCUUCGAGGGACCAAAGAAGAGCUUGGUCUCAAGUCAACUAACUACUGGAUUUACCAACAUGGUGAUCUGGACAGUCUGAUGACAAAGUAUUUUUCCCUACCCAGAGAAGAGGUGAGCACCAACCUCCCUAUGAUGUUCGUCACCUUCCCAUCAGCCAAGGAUCCCACAUAUGAAGAAAGGCAUCCUGGGCACUCUUGCAUGACCAUUCUCACCAUGGCUCACUAUGAGUGGUUUCAGGAGUGGUCUGAAGGUUGUGUGAAGAACAGAGGGCCUGACUAUGAUGCCUUCAAGAUGGAGAUUGCCCAGAAUCUUCUAGACAUGGCUUUGGCAAAGUUUCCUCAGCUCAGAGACAAGGUAGAAUUUAUAGAAGCUGCUUCUCCUCUCAGCAACCAGUACUAUCUAGCUGCUCCUCUGGGUGAAAUGUAUGGUGCAGAGCACAAUGUAGACCGCUUCGUGCCACAGGUUGUGGCUGCCAUGAGAGCAAAGACUCCCAUUCCAAAUCUGUAUUUGACAGGUCAAGAUGUCUUCAGCUGUGGCCUCGCAGGAGCUCUACAUGGGGGCUUGAUUUGUGCCUCAGCUAUACUUGGACGCAUCCUUUACAUAGACUUGCUGCUACUGAAGAAGAAACUGAAGAGACAAGAUCGAAAGAAAGGAGACUAGUCCUGCCAGCCACGGUCACCCUUUCAGAUAAUAAUAAGCUGUGGUAGGCUGGAUUUAAGAAUAUAAAAAGAGCUUUGCUGGAUCAGGCCAAAGGUCCAACUAGUUCAGCACCCAAACCAACAGUAGGCGAGCUGAAGGCUGCUUGGGAUCAAGAGAAGAGCAACACCACCACCCCUUUUGUUGUUGUUAUUCAGUACCUAGCAUUCAGAAGAAGCAGGUUGCUUCUGUCUUGGUGAUAGCAUAUAGUAGGAAUAUAAAUCUUCAUAAAUGUUGUUCUCGCAGGCAAGAACACUUUUUUAAAAACCAUUUUCACCUGCCAGUGAGAACCUCAUCGAAAUCUGCAGUUUUCAAACACUACUUGCAGUUUAGGCCUUAUUCUGUGCAAACAACAAUAGCAACAAAAAAGGAUUUGGUUCAUUUGCACAGAAAAAAGCCUUUUCUGCACACACACAUUUAAUCACCCCUCUGCCAUUACUCUCUACCCUCCAGAAUGAGGUGAUUCAGAUCUGUCGUUCCCACUUGUUGAACACGCUUCAGAAGCGAUUCUUUUCAAAAGAACUGCUAGGAAAUUAGUGCCUGGAAAAACUGGAUUUUUUGCAUUUGCCUCACUUUAUCACAACAGAAAUUGAUCAAAAUAAGAUCGGAAACGGUUUCUAAUGGGAAUGACGGUCAUAUAAAUUGAUCAGCAAUUCGCUUUAAAUCAUAGUGGGAACAAGCCCUUGGCUGACUAGGAUUCUUCUUAUUAGGGUUUCCCAACACUCCAGGAAUAUCUUUUUGACUGUUUUCAAAUAUUUUUCAAAUAUUUUUUCUGUCCCUAGUAUAUAACCAUUAUAUGAGUGAGUCAGGACUGGUAGCUAUGAUAUAGAGAGACCUUCUAUGACUUUAUCUAGUGAUCUUUUAAAGAUAUCUAAGUUGGUGCCAUUAUCACAUUAUUGUGGUGCUGGUAAAUUCCAUAGUUUAACUAUGCAGCUGUGUCAAACCAUGGUGCUGGAGAUACCACUGCUGAAAAAUACAAUAAAAGGCAAAUAGAACCUUUCCUUUCCACAAGGGGAAGAGACCCCCUGCCUUCUACACUGUCAGGGCUCUAUGGUGCUGGGUGGGGGCUUUGUUUCUGCAACAUGGGGAAGCUACCAUUCCUGCUACAAAGUUUAUCUAGCAAUAUCUGGGGUUGCAAAACCAAGCAGCCUUCAGCAAAUACCAGCAGCAUUGGUACAACUCCAAGGGCAGUGGUACAGGCCCUGCUUCUGGGAUGAAGAGUCCAGUGCAGUCCCACUCCCUGUAAGUUAUACACAGACUACACACCCGAUAUAGACACUGUGUAGGACUGUUGCUCAAUACCCAUUCAUUUGGAUACUGACAGUGCCACUUCUAUCUGUUGUAGUUCUGCAUUGCAGAAUAACUGCUGGUAUCCUUUCUAGCAAACCUGGCAUCAGAAUUUGGCAAACCUGGCAAAGCUAUGAUUGGACUGGGCAUGGCUAUAUGCCAGGCUGCAAGUCAAUGGGAUCUGCCUGAAAGCUUCUGCCAGUAAGAGUUGACAAUACUAGCCAAGAUAGACCAAAGUGAGGCAGCUUCCUCUGUUCCUUCAUAACGUGUUAGUUGUAAGCUCUGGGAAAAUUGAAGUGGCAGCUCUCAGCCUACUACUGAGUGUGGCUGCCUGUUAAAUAAAUAGGGAAAAGGAGGCUCACAUAAGGUCUUCUUGCCAUGCAUCUCUUCAAACCUGGAACUGCCCCCUUUUCUGGGUUGCUUUCUCCAAUAAUUAUUGUGGGAGAAGAGGGCCAGGAGAUACUCUAUUCAUUUCCCAGGGCUUUUGGAUAGAGAGUUUUCACACACUGUUCGCAUCUGGCUGCUCUCUCUGUUUGUGUUCCCCAUCACUCUCCACUACUCUUUUUCCAUUAUAUUUUUAAUGCACCAAUAGACAGUGUUGACUAGUGGUUUCUAUGUCAGUGAGAUGGUGCAGUCUGAACUUUUAUCUGAAACUAUUCCUAAAACAGGUUCCGCAUCUUGAAUAGUUCUGUUGAAAUCCAGAGCAGAUUCAGCAGCCUCCACUGCUUGGGAAACUUCCAGCCCCGACUGCGUAUAACGUUUUCAGUGUUGUAGUUAUGCUAGUCACUCUGAACAGUCUAAAGAGUGAACUAUACAACUCUUAAAUAAUAAAUAAAUUUAUGUAUAUCUGUAA
This is a messenger RNA of Sceloporus undulatus (fence lizard), 4010 nucleotides long. RefSeq names its product all-trans-retinol 13,14-reductase-like. The transcript is spliced from 11 exons. The record is from RefSeq and is a predicted model, not a curated record. The coding region runs from base 17 to 1834 and encodes 605 amino acids. Lineage: Eukaryota; Metazoa; Chordata; Lepidosauria; Squamata; Phrynosomatidae.